Molecule: messenger RNA, 657 nt
Organism: Diabrotica virgifera virgifera (western corn rootworm)
Lineage: Eukaryota; Metazoa; Arthropoda; Insecta; Coleoptera; Chrysomelidae
Product: nucleolar protein 58-like
Exons: 1
Coding region: 1-657 (218 amino acids)
Source: RefSeq, a predicted model, not a curated record
AUGCACCAUCCUAAUACACCGCCACCCCAACCUCAAGGUGUAACACCAUCGUGCCGAAAGGGUGCAUGGCCCAGGGGUAACAUAGUGGGUUACAAGCAAUGCCUAAGGGAGAUGACGGAACACGGCCUUAGCGGGACAAAAGAGCACUUCCCCACUGGACCGAUCAGCACGGCAAAACUCGUGAGAAGAACGAUGGGACGAAAAAAUAAAAACAACAAAGGCGGAAGAGCGCAUAGGGAGCGAAAGAGAAAUCUAAAGAGGGGAGAAAAAGAAAGGGAUGAAACUCGAGGGGAGAAAAGCUGGAGGAGAGAAGUGGAAGAAAAAGAAAGAAAGACAGAGAAGAGGGAAAACAGGGAAGGAAUAGAGAAACAGCAAACCAAGAGAGGAAGAAAGAAAGAGAACAGGAAGAGGAAAGAGGGAGAAGAGAACAGACAAAGGGACGGAAAAAAUAAGACGAAGGAUAUUCUAAGGAAAGAAAAUAUGAAAGAAGAAGAAAGGAAAGCGGGCAGCUCGGACAGCGGAAGCAGCUCCGACGAUGAAUGGCAAAAGCAUAGAUCAAGAAAAACAAGACAAGAGAACAGAAACGAGCAGCUCGGAGGAAGGGGAACACAUACCCAACUUCAAUACCAGAUCAAAGUUGAAACGCCUCCAGGAUAG